UUAACUCCCCUUAUUUUUUUAUUCAAAAAAAAAAAAAAAAAAAACAAAGAAAAUCUGGGAUUGGUUGAAACUGGCAUGGCCCCACACAAUCAGCCUCUCCUCCAUCGGUGAACCCACGCCCAAGUUCAACCCCGAAUCGGGAUCCCGCUUUGAUGGCGGCGGUGUUCCCGAUCGGGGAAUGCCAUCACCGAACACCCUCCCCGAAGGCGCCCCGGACACCCUAACCAAGUCAAAAGUUUUAAAAAACCCAAGGUUAUUUUAGUCACUACCUAUUUAAAAGGCAAUAGGCGGGUAAUAUCCGGUCCUUAAAUUCCGUAUAUUUUUUCGGGUUCGGAUAUUCUCAAUCAGUGAUUAUUGGAGCAGAUAACCAAUUCUUUCGAAUCAUCUCAGUUUUCCUGAAAAAGGGAAGUUGGUCUCUUUAAAUGGAGGGUGUCGAAACAAAAUCAUUCUCACUAGUUGAAGGUAGUCAGAUUGGUUCCAAAUUUUCUACCUGCCUCGCCGAAAACGUUGAAGGGUUCCAGCAGUGUGUUAAAGAGAUCCUUAAGCUGAUAGAACAAGAUGGCAAUCUAUCUGAAACAACAUCUGAAUUUUGUGAUGGCAAGAAGUCGAAGUUAACGACGCAUGUAGCUGAGUUAUCGCGUAUGCACGCAGUGUUGGUCGAUCAACAUGCUCACUUAAUUGGAGAAUUCAGCAAGGACUGCGAAUCCAAGAUCGAAAAACAGUAUCUCGAUUCUUAUGAUUCAAGCUCUCCGCAAGUUACUCAAAUGUUUACGCCUGAUAAAACGAGCAACACACGUAAAUGUAGGACACCUAUCGGUUUAGAUGCACUUUUGAGCUCUGGUGGCGGUGGUUCGUAUGCUUCUAGAAGAGAAGGCUCAGAGUCUUCCUUUUCGUUAUCAUCAGAUUCUGAUUCGGAAUCUUUCAUGUCUAUUAACAAGCUUCGUAUUUCUCCGGUCAACGAUGAUGCAUUGAAGGUCAAAGAAACCAAGGCACCUGAGGUUCAAACUUUAGUCGACGAAAAUACUAACUUGAAGGAAUGCAAUCGAAGAUUGCAAGAGGAGGUAUCCAUAUACGUAGCUGAUAUAUCAGUUCGUAACGAUCAAAUCACAGAACUGAGCAGAAAUCUUGAUCAGUCAAUGUCGGAUAUCGGAAGGCUGAAAAUGGAAGUAAGUGAGAAAUGUCGGUCAGUUAACGAUUUGAAUAAACACUUGGACUCUUUGAAGUUAAAGAAAGAUGAAGUUACUGCUAAGGUUGAUACGCUUCGAGCUGAGAAGCGUUCUCAGGACAAUUUAGUCAGAGAACUGGAGACCUGUUUGAAUUCGAUACAAGUUGAGCAUGUGGGGGUACUUUCGUCUUUUGAUAAUGCACAAGAAGUUAUAGAUGAACUAAAACUGAAAGUGAUGGAACUGGAAAGAGAAGUGGUAAGGCAACGGGAAGUUAUAUUCGAUACAGCCGAGGAGAAAAGGGAAGUUAUUAGGCAGCUAUCUUUCUCACUGGAACAUUACAUGUCCGGAUACAAACAACUUCGCCAAGCGUUCAUUGGCAACAAAAAGCAUGUUGUUUUGACUUUUUAAGUUGACCAAGUACACAAUGGGUCAACACGGUUAGUAGUCCCUCGGGUCCUUUAUGUAUAACUAAUAACCUUCAAAUCAUCUGGUUUGGGAUAUUUGGUUCUUUCUUUUGCUUGUAAAGUCCGGACAUUAGAUGAAUGUUAUGCAUCCAUUAUUCUCAUAAAUUUGAAUGUGUUUCUUUAA
Messenger RNA from Helianthus annuus (common sunflower), 1754 nucleotides. RefSeq names its product protein NETWORKED 4B. Gene Ontology annotation, cellular component: vacuolar membrane. The record is from RefSeq and is a predicted model, not a curated record. Bases 423 to 1574 code for a protein of 383 amino acids. Lineage: Eukaryota; Viridiplantae; Streptophyta; Magnoliopsida; Asterales; Asteraceae. The transcript is spliced from 4 exons.